AUGGUAGAUCGAACAAAAGUUGAAGUUAAGCUAGAUUUUCCUAUAUCCCUUGAAGAUAUCCUUACUCCCCCCCUCCGAGAGUGAACAAAAAAAAAGUUUGUUCACUCACGGAGGGGAUUAAUUUUUUUAAAAAAAUUUAUAUAUAAAUAUAGAAACAAUAUUUUUCGAAAUUUAAAAAAAUCCUAAUUUGCAAAAAUUGGGAAGCAAAUAUUAUUUUAAUUUAUAAAAUUUAUGUUUUAAAAACGAAUUUGUUUAAAAUUAAACAGAAUUAGCUCGGGUUUCAUUAUAUUAAUUAUCAUUUAUAUAUCAAAAAAUUUUUUUCUAUUAAAAAAUUUUUGUUCACUCACGAAGGGUGGGUUUUUUGGCAAAAAAUAGGAAUUUUUCUAAUGGUUUUGCUCACUCACAGAGGGGGGAAGCUAGCGUUUCCGUUAAUACCAACAAUUUCAAACUUGUAUUUGACUUUAUCCUAGAUAUUCUCAGAAAGCAUGAAAACGUGAUGCGCGAUAUAAAGUAACCUCUAAUUAGAAAUAUUACAAAUUCUGAAGGCUUAUCUUCAGAGAUAUCAAAAAUUAAAGAAAUGCUUGCAGCUCAACAGCAAGAUAUUGAUGAGAUGAAGAAAAUUUCUACAGAGCAAAACACCAAAAUACAAAGCAUUGAUGACAAGCUAAAUGAUGGUUUCAAGCGUCAUGAUAUUUCUCUUGAAGACAUAUAUCAGCGCCUUGACCAGCACCAAGAACAGCUAAACAAUCAAGUCAGACAAAUCGAUACCUUAAGGAUUGAAGUUGAAGACGAAGCAAAGCGAAUUUCAGAAAAUGAAAUAAAAAUGAAGGAAAUUCAAAAUAAAACUGAAAAAAACGUGUCAGAUAUCAAUGAUCAUGAGCUUAGGUUGAGAGUUUUAGAACAAAAUAUUGAUGAUAUCAUCAACGGUAUUAGGAAUGGCUCACUCUCUAACAAUAAAAAAAGCAGCGAAGCUAAUGAUGAGUCAAAACGAUUUUCAGAUCAAUCAAGGACAAACAUUUCAAAUGAUAUAACAAGAGAAGUAAGAGACCUCAAUAUUAAGCUAAGAGAGCUUGAAAGCAAGCUGAAAUCAGUUGAUGAGAAAUCUGAAGACGCUAAAAUAAUCGCUGAUAGAGCUGACCAAAGAACAGCUUUCCAUGAUAGCAAAAUCACUGAACUUGAAGAAUCUAUAAGAAAAUUAGAACACUUAUAUAAGCGAUUUGAUAGCAAUGGACAAUCAGUUUCAGAUGAACUAGAUUCAUUGAAAAAACUUUUCAGACAAUUUGAAGAAACCUUAAGGCAGAAAGUGGACGUAGAAGAUUUUGAUCAGCUUAAAUCAAUGCUUCAAAACCAAGGAGGCAGUGCAGGAGGACAUCCUCAGCCUAGCAAUUCUGGAGGAUCUAUUUCUACUAAAGACUUAAAUUUAUUGAGGGAACUUGGAAAACGAUAUGAUGAUCUCAGAGAAAAGCUGGAAUCAUUAAGUGGGGUUAAUCCUCAGCUUAUUGAUGAUAUUUUGAGCAGAAUAAGCAAGCUUGAAGAAACUAUCAUUAAAAAAGCUGAUAAAAGCGAUUUAGAUGAACUUACUCCGCUUUGCUUUUUAAAACCGAAUAAGUCUAAUCCAAUGAAAGAGUCUUAACUUUGUUAUUGGAAAAUAAUAAAAUUUCGGUAGACAAAACGCUAAAAUUUUCAACAAAAAAAAAUAUUAAAAAAAAAUUAUCAAUUCAACAGUUCCGAUUACAGAGUGGGAGAGUCAAAAGUCUUUUAAGCAAACUUAAAAGCGACAUUGAACGGCAUGAAAGAUCAAUCAGAAGCCUAGAGGAAAGGCCAAUUUCUUUUGGAGCCAGUGGAGAAGACAUAGGAGCCAGUGGCGCUGAUUCUUCUAAAAUUAACUCUUUAUCAAGAAGAAUUGCAGUCAUUGAAGAGCAACUUCGAUUACUAGUGCUCCCUGAAGGCAUUGAUUUAAUUCACAUGUGAAAUCUUCUACAAAGAGCUACAGAAGAUAUAAAAGAACUGAAAGAAAAGUUUGAAAAAAUGUAUAAAGAAUUUUGAACAAAAAUAAAAGAACUUAAUGACUUAUUCUCAGGCCAAGCAAGCCAAGAAGACCUUAAAAAUCUUGAAAAAAGCUUGCAAGAAAAAGUCAUUGCAGUCUGCGAUGCAAUGGGCAAAAAAUUUGCAGAUAAAACAGACACGAAAAAAGCUUUGAAAUAUUUAGAAAGGCUAAUAAGAGAAAUUUAUGAGUCGCCUGGCAAAGAAAGAAGAGAUGGGGAAGAUGCAAUGCUGGCUAAAAAGCCAUUGGGCGGCUGGUCUUGUGCAUCAUGUGAAAAACAGCUUGAGAAAUUAGCAGGAAAAGUCGCAAAUUAUCAGCCUUGAAACAAAAUGCCUCAUCGUGAUCCCGCAGAUCGCAUUGCGAGAGCUGGCCCUGGGUUCUCUAGGAUGCUUGCAACGGUAAACCCAGAGAUGCUGAGCAAUCGCACAAGAACUUCUCACUAUCAUGCCCAGUCACCAAUAAAUUCUCAUUUUGAAGAAGAUAUGCCAGGAAACAACUCUGAUAUGGUAAACUUACCUCCUGUUCGUGGAGGAGAACGCCCAACAAGUUCGAGUUAA
Molecule: messenger RNA, 2601 nt
Organism: Blepharisma stoltei
Lineage: Eukaryota; Ciliophora; Heterotrichea; Heterotrichida; Blepharismidae
Source: the annotation of a GenBank genome assembly